Molecule: messenger RNA, 1601 nt
Organism: Rhineura floridana
Lineage: Eukaryota; Metazoa; Chordata; Lepidosauria; Squamata; Rhineuridae
Gene: CDO1
Product: cysteine dioxygenase type 1
Exons: 5
Coding region: 323-937 (204 amino acids)
Biological process (GO): L-cysteine catabolic process
Molecular function (GO): cysteine dioxygenase activity; ferrous iron binding
Source: RefSeq, a predicted model, not a curated record
GGCCACGGAUAACGCAAAAGGCGGGGAGCGCAGGCGCCCCAUCUUGAGAAACUGAGAGGCUUUGAAAAAUCAGCCUGCGAACUAUAUCGUGAGGACGGUGGGGGUGUCUUUUCUUUCAGCCUACCCUAGGAACAUAACUAGCUAAAACGGCUUGGUAGUGCCUCCCUCUGCUCUCCUUGGGCACUUGGUACGUUCCCACUCUAACUCUGGGAGAUAAAUAGAGGCAAGUGAAGGAACCGGCUCCGAACCGACUGCCUUUCAUUGCAGCGCACGGGAAAGCGCCUUUAUUGUCCAACCCGAAAGAGGCUCUCGAAAGUGCAUCAUGGAUCAUUCUAUGCAAACAGAAGUGUGGAAACCACAAACGUUGGAAGAACUGAUUCAAAUCCUGCAUCAGUUGUUUUCUGGCGAUAAAGUCAAUGUGGCAGAAGUGCAAACCUUAAUGGAAUCUUACGAGAGCAACCCGCCGGAGUGGACUAAAUAUGCCCAGUUUGACCAAUUCAGGUACACAAGAAAUCUUGUGGAUAAAGGAAAUGGAAAGUUCAAUUUGAUGAUCUUAUCCUGGGGAGAAGGCCAUGGCAGCAGUAUCCAUGAUCACACAGAUUCGCACUGCUUUAUGAAGAUACUUCAAGGAAAUUUAAAGGAGACGCUGUUUGAGUGGCCUGGCAAAAAGGGGACUGAAGAGAUGCUGAAGAAAUCGGAAAGGGUUUUGAAAGAAAACCAGUGUGCCUAUAUUAAAGACUCCAUUGGCUUGCAUCGUGUGGAGAACCCAAGCCAUACAGAAACUGCUGUUAGUCUCCAUUUGUACAGUCCACCCUUUGAAGCUUGCAAUACCUUUGACCAAAGAACUGGACACAAACAAAAAGUUAAAAUGACGUUCUAUAGUCAGUUUGGAGAAAGGACUCUAUAUGCAACAACAGUUUCACAAGAGAACAACUGAAAAGCACAAGACCUGCUGGUUUGUUUUUAAACCAGAGCAGAAGGAUUGUAUGGUUGAUGCAAGUACCAAGCUGUGUCUGAAUAAUCUUUAUGUAGGACUACAAUAGAACAGCUUCUUGGUCAUGUAGUUAUAAUUCAUGAUUCUUCUUUUUCUGAAUACUAAAGGGAGUAGUGUGACGUAUUGGUGCAGAAUUCAGAUGUCUCUUGCAGUCUACCAUAAAGCCAGGGUCCUUUUUUGCCUCAUUUCUACUUUUGGGACUAUGUACACAACUUCAGCAUUCGGGCUUUUGAGUAUGACUUGAUUCUCUUAACAGCCCUACCAGUUUGAAUGUAUGCCAGUUUUACUAGUAAUGUCGCUUGUUAACAUUAACUUGUAUUCAUUUAUACUCUGUACUGUAUACUAUUAACCACCUCAUUUUAUCCUUGGUUUAAUGAUCUGUUGGAACUUUUAAAAAUUGUUUUGCGCAUUUUAAAAUCUUAUGUGUUAAGACCUGAUUUUAAAAAAAAUAUGGAAGCAAUAAUGAAUGUCUUGUACAAUGGUUUUGUUCUGUGAGAAAAAGUCUGUAAAAGUUGUUAAUGAUGUUGAAUUGGAUCAACUUUUAGUUUUUAAAGUGAGUUGUAUUACAACCUGCCCAACAACCUAAAUAAAACUGAAUAUGGCCACA